AUGUACCCCAGCGCACUCUACGAAUUUGACAUUCUCAUUAUCUUCCCAGUUACUGUUUACCCUGUGAAUAUUUCCUUUGCAAAAUCAUGUCCAAGGAUUGUUGUGUGCAUUGAUGACCAAGAAAUUAAGAAGCAUAAAGCAAAGGAAACUGAAAGAGAACUAAAAUCAGAGCAACAACAACUACUUAGUGAAGAAUUGAAGAAGCUAGCCAACAGUGAGCUAGUAAAAGAAGAUGUGGCAUCAGCUUCUGUUAAAAAGAGAAAGGUGAACUGGCCUUGGAAGAUAAAGUGUGGCAUUUGUCAUUGCAUAGUGCAGCUUCGGAUUGACUCAAGCAUAGCGGGAAGAAUCUCUUAUUUUAAAUCUCAUCAUUUUGAUGCUUGCAAGGAAAAAAGAAAACAAAUAAACAAGCAGAGCACGAUUUCAGAGAUGUUUGGAAAAAAGAGGAAAAAGGAUGACCAAGAUGUAGGGACACGCACAGUUACUGGCCAAGUUGAGUUAAUAGAAGUUGACUCUGAUCUUGACUUUUCUGAUGUUGAAGAUGAUGGAGGGGAACGCAAGUAAGUUGUGGUAUAUAAUCACCGCGUUCGAUGUGGUUGACCAGUGACCAGUUAAGAAAAGUGUUAAAUUUUCAAAUUAUUUUAAAGAAUUUUAACAUCCAAGAUUGUAAUUAAUAAAGUAUAUAGGUCUAUAUAGAACAUCUGGAAAGUCUAGGUUGAUAUGGAUUGAAUACAUAUUUAUACUCAGA
This is a messenger RNA of Dendronephthya gigantea, 745 nucleotides long. RefSeq lists its product as uncharacterized. The transcript has 3 exons. The record is from RefSeq and is a predicted model, not a curated record. Bases 1 to 561 code for a protein of 186 amino acids. Lineage: Eukaryota; Metazoa; Cnidaria; Anthozoa; Malacalcyonacea; Nephtheidae.